AUGCAGCAUAUGCGCAUGUCAGUAGCUCUCGGAACUCGGAACACUUUCUGGGGGAACCAUCAGCUGGUCACAGCUGAUCUCUAUCUGAGUACUUUGCUUGUUGUGUUCGCAAUGCUCGGACCUGUGAGCAGCUGCGUGGUACGGAAUGCCACCGGCGAUGAGUGCUGCGUCAGUGUGUUCUCAUCAGGCAGCGCAGAAGCACCCAAGAAGCACGUGAUGAAGCCCGAUGACGAGACUUCUUGCAGUGCAGAUUCAAAGUUCUCGCACAUCACAGCCUGGUACUUGUCUCAGACUCCACCAAACACCCAUGGCUUCCAAACAAACCCUGCAAUUGUUGAGCUCACCCCUUCGUUGACAUCAAGUGUUAGCGUUGGGACGGCUGGCGCGGAUGAAACAAAGCAGAAGCUGACAUUCGUGAACCAAUGCUCUGUGGAUAUUUGGUUCCGCUUGUUCUUCAACGACGACUACAAGGACCGACUUGUCUUCGCUGGUGGGUCCGAGGCCUAUGAGUUCGAUGAUGAGCGUGUAACUUCAUUUGGCGCAAAGUUUCAAUACCCUCCCAAGAAUGGAGUGUCGGACUAUCGCUGGAAUCCCGCGCAUGAAGCCAACGUUGCCGGCAGUGAAGUGACCGUCACCUUCAAGCCAACGAUCGCCUUCAAUGUGACGGAGAACACCUCUUGCUCCGACGAAAAAGCCUCGAAGUGUGCGGUACGGGUACGGAAUGCCACCGGCGAUGAGUGCUGCGUCAGUGUGUUCUCAUCAGGCAGCGCAGAAGCACCCAAGAAGCACGUGAUGAAGCCCGAUGACGAGACUUCUUGCAGUGCAGAUUCAAAGUUCUCGCACAUCACAGCCUGGUACUUGUCUCAGACUCCACCAAACACCCAUGGCUUCCAAACAAACCCUGCAAUUGUUGAGCUCACCCCUUCGUUGACAUCAAGUGUUAGCGUUGGGACGGCUGGCGCGGAUGAAACAAAGCAGAAGCUGACAUUCGUGAACCAAUGCUCUGUGGAUAUUUGGUUCCGCUUGUUCUUCAACGACGACUACAAGGACCGACUUGUCUUCGCUGGUGGGUCCGAGGCCUAUGAGUUCGAUGAUGAGCGUGUAACUUCAUUUGGCGCAAAGUUUCAAUACCCUCCCAAGAAUGGAGUGUCGGACUAUCGCUGGAAUCCCGCGCAUGAAGCCAACGUUGCCGGCAGUGAAGUGACCGUCACCUUCAAGCCAACGAUCACUUUCAAUGUGACGGAGAAACAGAGUGAGCGUGCGGAGCAGAUGGGGCAUACAAAGCUAGUUCAAGAUCUCUUCAAAAAGUAUGACACUUCUGGCGAUGGUGUCCUUUCAGAAGCCGAGAUGCUGGAUGUUUUCGAGCUUCUAACCGUUCCAAGGAACGAGGCUCAAGCAUUGUUCAAGGAAGCAGACGCGAACCGGGAUGGCAAGAUUCAGGUGCAGGAGUUCAUGUCUUGGCUUAUGACGAAGCCUGCAGUCUUCAAAACUGGGACAAAGUGA
Molecule: messenger RNA, 1503 nt
Organism: Symbiodinium natans
Lineage: Eukaryota; Dinophyceae; Suessiales; Symbiodiniaceae
Source: the annotation of a GenBank genome assembly